Molecule: messenger RNA, 1631 nt
Organism: Prinia subflava (tawny-flanked prinia)
Lineage: Eukaryota; Metazoa; Chordata; Aves; Passeriformes; Cisticolidae
Gene: SCO1
Product: protein SCO1 homolog, mitochondrial
Exons: 6
Coding region: 1-789 (262 amino acids)
Biological process (GO): intracellular copper ion homeostasis; mitochondrial respiratory chain complex IV assembly
Cellular component (GO): mitochondrial inner membrane
Molecular function (GO): copper ion binding; copper chaperone activity
Source: RefSeq, a predicted model, not a curated record
AUGGCGGGGGCGGCGGGGCUGUGGCGGCUGCGGGCCCGCGCGGGGCUGUGGGCGCUGCCGGGCCCGGCCGUGCGGGGCCGGGCGGUGCUGCCCGCUCUCCGCAGCCGCCCCCUGUCGCAGCUGCCGCCGGGCCGCGGGCCGCGGGCGGGCCCCCAGAGGCGGCUCCUGUCGUGGCGGUCGCUGGCGGCCACCGUGGUGCUGGGCGGGGGCCUGCUGGCCGGCAUGAAGGUGAUGAAGCGGCGCAAGGAGGAGGAGCUGGAGAAGGAACGGAACCGAGGCAUUGGGAAGCCGCUGCUGGGAGGGCCCUUCUCGCUGGUGAGCCAUGAGGGACAGCCCAGGACCAACAAGGACUACAUUGGCCAGUGGGUGCUGAUCUACUUUGGCUUCACUCACUGCCCUGACAUCUGUCCUGAUGAGCUGGAGAAAAUGAUUGCAGUGGUAGACGAAAUUGAUCGAAUUCCAUCUUUGCCUAAUCUGACCCCACUCUUCAUCACCAUCGAUCCUGAGAGGGACAACCAAGAAGCCAUUGCCAGAUAUGUUAAAGAAUUUUCUCCGAAGCUGGUGGGGCUGACUGGCAGCAAGGCACAGAUUGACCAAGUGGCUAAAGCAUACCGUGUGUACUACAGUGAAGGGCCCAAGGAUGAGGACAACGAUUACAUAGUGGAUCACACAAUCAUUAUGUACCUCCUCGGCCCUGAUGGUGACUUUGUGGACUACUAUGGCCAGAAUAAGAAGCCCGCUGAGAUUUCGGCUUCUAUUGCUGCACACAUGAGAAAAUACAGAUCCUAGAACAGAAGUUCUUCAAAGACCGCUGUGAAUGUCACCUGUGGGUUUGGCUGUGAUUGGACAUUGGAGCUAAAGCAGAAGCACACAAGUGGAACAUCUUGUCAAGCAGGUCUCCUUUCUUCCUAAAAGGAAGGCAUCCAUGUUUCUGCAAAUUCCCAUUACCAAAAAUCUCUACAGAACCUUCCCCAGGGGUAUCAUUUCCAACAAGAUCUUGGGUACAGAAUGAAAUCUGGGACUUCUCUGAAACAUUGUUGGGAGCAAAGGAUGGAAAGGACUUUUCACUUGGGAAGAAUGUGUGUGUUGCUGGUAAAAUAUUGCUGGUAAAAAAAAAUUGCUGAUCUAGCAAGACAUCAGCAGGGACAGCAGUCACUGCAGGAGAAUUACUUGAUGCAAAGCCAUGGGGCCGUGGUGUUCUCAGAGGAGCUCUGCCCUCUGGUUUCUCUGCACUGUUUUGCCUUCUGGGAGAGGCAGUUGCACUCUGAGAAGCAGGGGAGCCUUAAGAGUGCUUCUUUAUCCAGGUUAAGAAGAUGAAGAGCACUGCAAGCACCGGCAGCUUCCAUGCAUGGGACCAGCCCUGUAGUGUGCCUGAUCAUUUAAUCUGAAUGCAGAAAUGAAAUGUGUUUUUCUGGUGAUUUUUCAGAUGAACACUGUUCACUUAUAAGGAAAAGAGAAUUGGGUUGCAAGUAGGCUUUUUUCUUCUGGUGCAAAUGAUGGUGUGUGUAGUUGCUUUGCUUGUGCUGUGCUGAGAGGGGAGGUGGGGAGGGUGGAGGGAUGCUGUGUCCAUGCACAGGGCUGGCAAUCAGAUACAUUUUAUGCAGUGCAGCAUUUGAAAAUAAAGAUUGAUU